Molecule: messenger RNA, 2973 nt
Organism: Myotis davidii
Lineage: Eukaryota; Metazoa; Chordata; Mammalia; Chiroptera; Vespertilionidae
Gene: TTC16
Product: tetratricopeptide repeat domain 16
Molecular function (GO): protein binding
Source: RefSeq, a predicted model, not a curated record
GUGGGCCUCGCAGAGCCCUUGCUCGGUCUCCGGAUCGGAGAAGGGAGCUUCGUUCUGCCCCCGCUGUGGUCCCGCCUCGCUGUCGUCUCAGCCGCCCCCGCUAAUAAAAGUUUGUUGCCCUUUUUCUGGCUCAAACAGCCCUUGGAAUCUGGAGGCGUGGCCAGAGGGGCGGAGCCUGUGGGCGUCGUGGAGAUGGUGCCUAGCAACGUCGAGGGAGGGCGUAGAGGGAGCCAACUCAGUUCCACAGGUCACCCAGGGAGGGACCUCAUGACCGACUCCAAGCAGGAUUCGCCAGAGCUAAAGCCAUGGGCGACUCCACUCCCAAAGGAGACCAUACAGCGCAUCUUCGGGACCAGCCAGGCGUUCCGCAGCUUUGAUGAAAUAAGACCGACACUCUCUGAAAUAACAGUUCCUCUCAAAGUCAGGGAGUACUACCACCGAGGCCACUGGUGCUUGGAGCGAGAAGACUGGGAAACAGCUGUGGUGUUCUUCUCCCGUGCCAUCCACCUGGACCCCCAGCUGGUCGAGUUCUACGCCUUAAGAGCCGAAGCCUACAUCCAGCUCUGCGACUACUCCUCGGCUGUCCAGAACCUGCGGAGGGCCCACUCCUUCCAGCCGGAGAACACCCAGUUCCUGAAGCGCCUCACCUUGGUGCUUUACCUGCAGGGCCAGUGCCUGUUUGAACAGUGUGCUUUUGCGGAUGCCCUGAAUGUCUUCUCGCAAGCCUUCGAGCUCCAGCCUGAGAAACCCAGCUUCCGUUACCGAUGCAUGGCCUGUCUCCUGGCGCUCAGACGAUAUCAGGACUGCCUCUCACUUGUCACCAAGGAGGUGGAGCAUGACGCAACUAACGCUGACAUCUACAUCCUCCGAGCCAGGCUCUAUAACUCCAUGGGGAAGCCCCACCUCUGCUAUCAAGACCUGCACAACGCCUUGGUAUUGGAUCCCAAGCACACACAGGCAAAGGUGCUGCUCAAGACGAUGGUAGAGCAGUCCCAGAAGUCAUACCGCGAUGCCAGGAUCCUAGCCGUGCAGGGCAAGCUGCAGCAUGCAGUGCAGUGUGUGAACUGUGCCAUCGAUAACAACCCUCUGGACCCCAGCUUCUUCCUCUUCAGGGGCACCAUGUACCGCCGGCUCCGGGAUUUUGACGCGGCGGUGGAGGACUUCCUGAAGGCGCUGGACAUGAUGAGCGAGCACCAGGAGGACAUGGUGCGGCAGGCGCAGCGCCAGCUCCUGCUGGCCUACAACGACUUCGCCCUGCACUGCUACACGCAGGGCGCCUACCAGGAGGGCGUGCUGCUGCUCAACAAGGUCCUCAAGGACGAGCAGCGGGAGAAAGGCCUCUACAUCAACCGCGGCGGUGAGGGGGCAGCGGCCGGGCGCCUGAGGCCCCCCGGGAGGGAGGGAGGAAGGGAGGAGGGAACGAGGAAACGGUUAAGAGUCUCAGUGUCCCACGGACACACGUGGGGAAACACUGCCUUCAAGAAACUGGCUACAGCCUACGGCCUGCUCAGUCAUCAGGCAGCUGGAGAGGUGGACCAGCCCCCGGUUUCAGGCCCCGCCCUCUGGGUGGAGAAGGCUGAGCUAGGCUCCUGGACACUGGGGUGGGGGGCCCCAGAUUGCUUCUUCCAGUUGGGCUACCUGAACUUCGCUGAGGCGGACUACCAGGAGGCGCUGGCGCUGAGCCCGUCGGACGAGGGCGCCAACCUGCGCAUGAGCCUGCUGCAGGAGAAGAUGGGCUGCUGCGAGCACAGGAGCAGACAAUUCCAGAAGGCAGAGAGCCACUUCACACUGGCCAUCCAGCACAAUCCCCAGAUGGCUCAGUACUACCUGCACCGCGCCAGAAGCCGGCAGUUCAUACAGAACAUUUUUGGGGCCCGCCAGGACGUUGCAACUGCCCUGAUCCUUGACCCUAAGCAACCGAAGCUGCUCUCGCUGAUAACCCACCUCUUCCCGGGGAUGUCAGCGGAGGAGGUGCUUGGCAGCCAGGUGGGCCUCCUGGCCAAGAUGCAGCUGAGUCGGGUGGUAGAGAGCAGGAUGAAGGAUAACAUCUCUCAAGGCAUCAUGGGGCAGCUCUAUAAGCAAGAACUGGAGCGCCAGAAGGCCGAGGCCCUGCAGCUUUCGUGGAAGGAGGAACGGGUUUUGUGGGAGACCAAACCGCAGCUGGACUCCACGUCCCUGAUCCUGCAGGAAGAGCCAGAACGCCCAGAAGAGGCCGUGGAUGCCAAGAAGGAGAAGCCGGAGAAGUCCCUAUCCGACAGCUACCCCGACCAGACCUCGUCAGUCUCCAUGUUGGGCUUCAGGACCUUGUCUGUCUCCGAGACGGAGACGUCCACUACCUGUCAGGAAUACAGGAGCACCUCGGCCACCCCUGUGCCCCUCACCUCUGAUUCCUCCCUGCUGAGGACGCAAUCCUCAGACCUGGGAAAGGACAGGGAAGACUCAAGCCUGAACCUCAGCCCCACAGACAGGGGCCAGAGCCAGCUGUUCAGCAAGACCGAGGUCACGAGGAGCCAGAGCCAGAAGCCAAGCAAGGCGAAGGCCGCCCAGGGCCCAAGGCAAAGGCCCUCCAAGACCGAGGCCACCCAGGGCCCAAGGCCAAAGCCCUCCAAGACCGAGGCCACCCAGGGCCCAAGGCCAAAGCCCUCCAAGACCGAGGCCACCCAGGGCCCAAGGCAGAGGCUCAGAAAGACCAAGGCGGUUCACAGGCGGAGCCCCAUCAAGGCUGAGGGCACCCAGGGCCGGACCCGGGGACUGAUGCGAAGUUCCAGCAAGACCAAGAAUGAUGAUGACCCAAGCUGGAGCCCCAGCAACACGGAGGACGCCCAGGGCGAGGGCCAGUGGCUCAUUAUGGCCAAGGUGCUCGAGAACUGGAACCAGAGCCCAAGCCCAGAAUCCAGCAAGACUGAUGUCAUCCAGGACCAGAGCCAGAACCCCAGCCUUGGCAGUGUCACUGCUCUCCAAAAGGGCCACUGA